Molecule: messenger RNA, 603 nt
Organism: Fomitiporia mediterranea MF3/22
Lineage: Eukaryota; Fungi; Basidiomycota; Agaricomycetes; Hymenochaetales; Hymenochaetaceae
Exons: 2
Coding region: 1-603 (200 amino acids)
Source: RefSeq, a predicted model, not a curated record
AUGUCGCCUCUGUCCGAUUGGCUGACAGCAUUUCAUGUGCCCCUUGCAACCCCCGUCGGCACUCGGCCACAGAUCAGGCUCAAUGGGCGCGCCAUUUCUCCCUCUAGGCCUGAGAGAUCAUGCUUCCCGAUUCGUUCGCACCUUUCUGCGACGGAAGCAGCCUUUGUCUUACCCUGUCUCUGCGCACUCAUUCACCCCGCGGUUGUCAUUAUCCAGCAGCUGGGCUCAUGUUCUAUCACCCAUGUUCUAUCCCUCUAUCGAGCUAUGCUUCCAUUUCCGGCUCUCCCGGUCAGCGUGUCGAAACAGAACAAGCGCCCCUAUGCCGUUGCUUCUGCCGCGAAGCUUUUCCUGCACGUUUCUGCAUCAGACAACGUACCAUGCCGAACGGGUUGUGAGCGUGCCGUGUGCACAAGUCUUUCCAUCCCCACAUCCCUGCACAGAUAUCCUCCGGCGGAAAGAACUCCAACUACAAGGGGCUCCUGUUCUGCCUGCCAAGCCUUUUCCACCGUGUCAGUCGUUUAUUUGAUCGCGGCGCCGUCACCAUGCGGGAGCAGGCCUUUCAACUCCAUACGGACGCGCUCAAUGUCCGAGAGCGAGGGAUAG